AUGGGUUUCGCCUUUGACGUGGCGCCGGAUCGGCCAGAGAACAUCGACACGAUACUAAACGGCCUGGACCGGUACAACCCAGAGACGACCGGGCUCUUUCAGGAAUACGUCUCGCAGCAAUGCGAAAACCAGACAUAUGACUGCUACGCCAACCUGGCGCUGCUGAAACUAUACCAGUUCAACCCCGACCGCACCCGCGACGAGACCGUCACCAACAUCCUCGUCAAAGCCCUCACCGUCUUCCCCUCGCCCGACUUCAACCUCGGCCUCUCCCUCCUCCCACCCCACGUCGUCGCGCAGACCAGACUGUCCUCUGCCUCCGGAGGACCCGCAUCAGGCACCCUCGCCGAAGCCGUCCAGCAUCUCACUAAGCUCCACCACCAGCUCGUCAACGCCAGCUACACCGCCUUCUGGUCCACACUGGACUCCGACGAUCUCUACGCAGACCUCGUGGCGGAUGUGCAAGGGUUCGAGGAGCUGAUGCGCGUUAGGAUCGCCGUGGUCGUGAGCCAGUGCAUGCAGGAGGUUCAGCGGGACGUGUUGGAGAGCUGGCUCAAUGUCUCGGGAGAGAAGUUUGAGCGGUUUGUGAGGGAGGUUUGCGGGUGGAAGAUUGACGGGCAGACGGUCAAGGUGCCGGAGAACAAGGAGAACUCGGCACAGGGGACUGUUGUAAGAGAGACUGUCAAGUUUGAGCAGUUCGGACGGAUGGUGAAGAGGGCUUAUGAGCAGCCGGCGUAG
Messenger RNA from Saxophila tyrrhenica, 738 nucleotides. RefSeq lists its product as uncharacterized. Gene Ontology annotation, biological process: regulation of translational initiation. Gene Ontology annotation, molecular function: ribosome binding; translation initiation factor activity. The transcript has 2 exons. The record is from RefSeq and is a predicted model, not a curated record. Gene Ontology annotation, cellular component: eukaryotic translation initiation factor 3 complex; cytoplasm. Lineage: Eukaryota; Fungi; Ascomycota; Dothideomycetes; Mycosphaerellales; Extremaceae. The coding region runs from base 1 to 738 and encodes 245 amino acids.